This is a messenger RNA of Verticillium dahliae VdLs.17, 2436 nucleotides long. RefSeq names its product IdgA domain-containing protein. The transcript has 3 exons. The record is from RefSeq and is a predicted model, not a curated record. Lineage: Eukaryota; Fungi; Ascomycota; Sordariomycetes; Glomerellales; Plectosphaerellaceae. Gene Ontology annotation, molecular function: pseudouridylate synthase activity. Bases 1 to 2436 code for a protein of 811 amino acids.
AUGCAGGUCUCGCAACUCUCGGCUACGAGGGCGUGCCUAUCCUCGACCCUACCAACCAGAGCAUCAUGCAACAGACUCAGCACUCCUUCAUAUCGUGCCCUCUCUCACCUGUCCACGUCCCGGUCGAACGUGCCGCGCCAUGGUCUCACCGCACGCUCUCUGUCAGCAAGCCGCUUCUACUCCACGGCGCCCUACGCUGGUGCUCCCGGGUUGAAGGACUUCCUCCGCAUCUCGGAUGAAGUUGCCGACGCCAUUGCCACCAACAAGCCCGUCGUCGCCCUCGAGUCCACCAUCUACACACAUGGUGCCCUUGGGAAUGACUUGGGCCUCGAGGACAUUGUUCGUCAGGGAGGCGGUAUUCCCGCUGUUUGCGGUAUCCUCGAUGGCGUCCCCAUCGUCGGCUUGACCCCCGAAGAGGUCGCUCGCAUGGUAGACUCGGGCAGUGCCCGCAAGGUCUCCCGCCGUGAUAUUGCCUACCUGGCUGGACUUGGUCUUGCUGGCAACAAGAUUCACGGUGGUACCACCAUUGCCGGCACCAUGCUGCUGGCUCGCCUCGCCGGCAUUCGCGUCUUCGGCACCGGUGGUCUCGGCGGCGUCCACCGUGGUGGCCACGACUCGAUGGACGUCUCUGCCGAUCUCACUGAGCUCGGCCGCACCCGCGUUGCCGUUGUCUCGUCUGGCUGCAAGGGCUUCCUCGACAUCCCCCGGACCCUCGAGUUCCUCGAAACCCAGGGUGCGUUUGUCGCGACAUUUGCCGACGGCCGCAAGGGUCCUGUCGACUUUCCAGCAUUCUGGGCCCGCACGAGCGGCACCCCGAGCCCUCUCGUCGUCGAAAACGAGAAGGAUGCUGCUGCCAUGAUCCUGGCGCAAGAGACGAUGGGCAUCGAGUCGGGUAUGGUCUUUGCCAACCCCAUCCCCGAGGAGGCCGCCGUCCCUGCCGCCGAGAUGGCUGCCGUCAUCGAGACGGCCGUUCGUGAGGCCAACGAGAAGGGCUUCACCGGCGCUAGGAACACGCCCUACGUCCUGACCGCCAUUCGGAAGCAGACUGGCGAACGCAGCACGCUGGCCAACAAGGCUCUCGUCCGAUCCAACGUCGCUCGUGCCACCACCAUCGCCGUCGAGCUCUCCAAGCUGCAGAGCGGGACACCCAGCCUCACCGCGGCACCAACAUCAAGCAACUUCGUAUCCGGAAUAGACAAACCUUCACCACCCAAGCAAACUACUCCAGCCUCUGUUGGCACUGUGCCAACCAAAGUAGACAUACUCGUCGCUGGCUCCGUCGCCCUCGACCUCGGCUGUGACUACGCUCCCACCACCAAAUCCACUAACCCCUCCCCGAAGCUCGAGACAUCCAACCCGGCUGCCAUCAGUCAGUCCAUCGGCGGUGUCGGGCACAACGUUGCCCUCGCUGCGCACCGUGCCACAAAAUCCUGCCUCGUCCGCCUCUGUAGUCUUGUUGGCGCCGACGCUGCCGGCGAUACGGUGCUUGCUGCCCUUGCUGCUGAGGGCCUCGACACCUCUGCCAUCCGCCAGCUCCCGGCACCGCACCGCACGGCGCAAUACGUCGCCGUCAACGACGCCUCAAAGAACCUCGUUCUCGCCAUGGCCGACAUGGAUAUUCUCUCAGCCAAUGCCGUCCCCCCCUCCCAAUGGCGCGCCGCCGUCAAGGCGGCCUCUCCCUCGUGGCUCGUUGUCGACGCGAACUGGGCGCCGCGUGAUAUCCACGCCUGGCUCGCCGCCGGCCGCGCAUCCCAUGCCAAGAUUGCCUAUGAGCCUGUCUCCACCGCCAAAUCCACAGGCCUCUUCCCUUCAGACACAGAGCUUGACGUCUUCCCUCAUGCUGCCGUCGACCUUGCGUCCCCAAACACGUACGAGCUCGAGGCCAUGUGGACCGCCGCGCGCGAGAACGGACACCUCGCGACGCAGGGCUGGUGGAAGGUCGUCGACGCUUUCGGCCUCCUCGGCGCCCGCGAUGCCUUUGUGCGUCUCGUCGGCGUCGAGCUCGCGGAUGCGGGCGUACCGGUGCAAGCCGUGCAGCUCCUUCCGUACAUCCCGACCGUCGUGACGAAGCUCGGCGCCAAGGGCUGCCUGCUGACGACGAUCCUGGGCCGGGAUGACCCGCGUCUGAGUGAUCCCCGGGAGGAGAAGUACAUUCUCUCGCGGUCGAAGAAUGGGAACCCGCAUGUCGGAGGCGUGUACAUGCGCAUGUUCCCUGCCGCGGAGAGGGUGGAUGAAAUUGUCUCUGUCAACGGCGUUGGCGAUACAUUCUUGGGCGUCAUGGUCGCGGGUCUGGCCAUGGGCGGACGCGUCGAGGGAUUGAUCGGCGUGGCGCAGGAGGGUGCUGUCUUGACGCUGAAGAGUCGCGAGGCGGUCAGCCCGGAGCUGGGCAGCCUGGAGGAGAGCUUGAAGGAUGCUGUCGACCUGUCGAGGGCGUGA